AUGCCCAUGUGCAAAUGGACGAUCGAACCAACCGACCUAACAGCCGUACUGAGAAUUAGUGAAGAUGGCGUCAACGAAGAUCCCAACCACAACAAUUGCAAUAAACUCAAGCCCCCAGACAACUACUGCCAUCUAGCCAACAUAAUUUGCUCAAACAUCAUUAGGCAGUUGGUCAGUUUAGCCGACAGCGCAGACGGUAUUUUCAAGGAGUUAGCCGAACAGAGCUGUCUCGUUUCGAAACGAUUCGAGAAAUUGAAUUUUAGAGUUGCCGAGCUGAGUGAGAAAGCUAAAAACUUGAAUCCAACUGUGGAGCUAAUAUCUUUGGAUGAUGUCAUGCAAUGCAAGCCAUUUAAAAGUGGUCUUAAACAGUACGCCUCUGGUUCCGGCGGCAGACCCGAAGCGGUUCAAACGGUAUUCGAUCGAAUCGAGCCCAUCCCUGAUUUUGAUAAAUGGAAUUGUUACAAAACGGAAGAGAAAGAUCCUAAAAAAUUUUAUUCGGAUCCGAAUUUCUUCUUCGAAUCAUGGUGCGGUCAAAUAAAACAGGAAGUGGACAAACUGAAGCCGGCAAGAAAAAAGAAAGUGGCAAAGAAAAAGGAAGAAAUAACAAGGAAGCCACAAAAUGUCAACCUCAACAAAAUUCAAAACCGCGUAAAAAACGAAAUUUUGGGCGGUCGACCUCUGACCGUGAAUCAAAAUUCCGAUAACCAAUCGCAGCGCUCAAUCAAUGUUUCAAUAAACUCAGAAGCCAAUCAGGUCACAGAACAUGACAGAGCAUCCUUAAACUCAAAGACGUCUGAAGCCAAUCAAAAUCCAGCAUCUGAUUCUAUUCAGGUUGCUAGAAAUGCUAGCGUGAAGGGAGUCAAAAAUACGGACGAUGUGAUUGGCCCGCAAGGAAUUGAGUUUCCGGUGUUUUACGGGGAGGAUGUUAAUGAUUUUCCUCAGCCGCCCAUACCGCCGCCACCCUUGCCGCAAACGUUUUCGCAUGCAGUCGAAGCCGGGCAGUUGAGAAAUAAAAACGCUACUGCUGCUACUUCAACUACGACAACGAACAUCAAAAGCCAGCCGAGUUUGGAAGGCAAGCGGGAAUCUAGAGGAGACUUGCUGGCAUCCAUAAGGAAUGGGAUAAAAUUGAGAAAAGUUGACGAAGUCAAACGAGAAGUAGCCAGCAAUAAAAACGCCGGGCAGACCAUGUUUGACGUGCAGAUGAUAAUGGAAAUGCGUAGGCGAGCGUUAGAGGAGGAGGAAGAGGAGUACGACGAAGAUGACGGUGAUGAUGAUAAUGAUUGGGGCUAA
Messenger RNA from Helobdella robusta, 1293 nucleotides. RefSeq lists its product as hypothetical. Gene Ontology annotation, molecular function: protein kinase A regulatory subunit binding; Arp2/3 complex binding; actin binding. Gene Ontology annotation, cellular component: SCAR complex; cytoskeleton. The record is from RefSeq and is a predicted model, not a curated record. The transcript has 8 exons. NCBI's taxonomy places the organism in Eukaryota, Metazoa, Annelida, Clitellata, Rhynchobdellida, Glossiphoniidae. Gene Ontology annotation, biological process: positive regulation of Arp2/3 complex-mediated actin nucleation; actin cytoskeleton organization. Bases 1 to 1293 code for a protein of 430 amino acids.